Molecule: messenger RNA, 1516 nt
Organism: Thunnus maccoyii (southern bluefin tuna)
Lineage: Eukaryota; Metazoa; Chordata; Actinopteri; Scombriformes; Scombridae
Gene: cldn11b
Product: claudin 11b
Exons: 3
Coding region: 449-1099 (216 amino acids)
Biological process (GO): cell adhesion; bicellular tight junction assembly
Cellular component (GO): plasma membrane; bicellular tight junction
Molecular function (GO): structural molecule activity
Source: RefSeq, a predicted model, not a curated record
ACUGAGGGUUACAGUGUGUUGUUGUUCACCACACCCCAUGAUAAAUCUUAUUCUAGGCAUUUUUCUGCGAACCAGCCUGUUGCGUACUGACGGGACAGAAGGAUUUCUAUGUAAUUUCCACCUUUUUUUUAAAAGGAUUUAAAAUAUUUUUAUCACAUUAGAAGCAGAGAAGAAUCUUUAUAUUUAUAGAAAGUGAGGACUGUACAGAUCUAUCGGAAUAUCGCUGUUCAUCUCUGUGUUUUUUAUUAACUUGGAAGAGAAAAAAACACGUAUGUUCAUUAAGUUUUGCGUUUUUAAUCUUUUCCAAACGCAGAAAAUAUUCUUGUUUUUCAGUUUCUGGAACUCUAAACUCCACUUUUAAAUUCAUACAACUGCAGAUAUAAAAGGACAAAUAUUACAACAAUCCGAAUUUGAAGAGCGAAGUGAUUUCUGUGCGUAAAGGCGCUCCAUGGCGCACAUGUGCAGGCAGAUCACCGGCAGCGCGGCGAGCUGCGCGGGCUGGGUCGGGGUCAUCAUCGCCACGGCCACCAACGACUGGGUCCGGACCUGCGACUACACGGUGGCCACCUGCAUCCGCAUGGACGAGCUCGGCUCCCGGGGCCUCUGGGCCGAGUGCGUCAUCUCCCCGGCGCUCUACCACUGCGUGGCCCUCAACCAGAUCCUCACCCUGCCCGCCUACAUCCAGACGUCUCGUGCUCUGAUGGUGUGCGCGUGUCUUCUCGGUCUCCCUGCGAUGCUGCUGGUGCUCAUGGGGAUGCCCUUCGUCCGGCUGCAGAACGACACGUCUGCCAUCAAGCUGCGCCGAGCCCGAGUGGGAGGCGUCCUCAUAAUCCUCAUGGCUCUGUGCGGCAUCGUGUCGACAGUCUGGUUCCCCAUCGGCGUUCACCAAUCCGAGGGUCUGAUGUCAUUCGGCUUCUCUCUGUACGCCGGCUGGGUCGGCUCCGCUCUCUGUCUCCUGGGCGGCUCCAUGAUCCUGUGUUGUCACGGCACCGACCCCGGGUCUCCGAGCAGAGAGAACAGCUUCUACUACUCCAGACAGCGAGGCACGGCCAUGCCGUUCGACCCCCCCGCCAACCACGCCAAGAGCGCACAUGUGUGAAGGUGUGGCUCGCUAGGGAUGAUGGGAAGGUGUCUGUAAUUCAUUUCAUAGACUGUACAUGAUCCUAAACAAGUCUGUGCAUUAAUCUUUUUACAGUUUGAAUAUUUAGCUGAUGCUUGUUUAUGAUGUAGAGGUUUGGCGUCUGGAGUCACACGGUUACAGAAACCUUCUCUUGGUGCUAAAAGGAUCUUAUUGGUUGAAUUAAAUCUCACUGGAUGGAGCCAAAGAACCAGAUUUUCUGACAAAAGUAAAGUUUUUGGGAUAUCAAAUUGUCACCAAACAAAACAAAAUCUUAUUACCUUAUAAUCAAAUGACACUGUGCACUUAAUUCAAAUGAAUAGAAGCAAAGCUCAUCCACGUGUUUGUCAUAAUGGACCAGUGUGGUGAAUUUAGUGGCAUCUAGUGGAACAGACUUGG